Neurospora tetraspora is the source of this 1473-nucleotide messenger RNA. RefSeq lists its product as uncharacterized. The coding region runs from base 1 to 1473 and encodes 490 amino acids. Lineage: Eukaryota; Fungi; Ascomycota; Sordariomycetes; Sordariales; Sordariaceae. The transcript is spliced from 4 exons. The record is from RefSeq and is a predicted model, not a curated record.
AUGAGCAGCAAUCCAGGAACACCGCCCUUCUCUCCCGGCCUCAACCCCGGCGUCCCCCGGAUCGACAUCCCCAGGCCCCCCGACCCGCAGCUCGACCCUGUCGGAUACCUCAGGAGCUUGGGCGCCGUCCGCGAGCGCUGCAAGAUCGUCACCGAGAAGGCCCUGCGCAAUGAGCUCAACCACUUUGAUGUCGACAUGAACAAGUUUGAAGAUGUAGUCACUUUUGUUGCCAAUAUCAUCAAGAGAGACUAUGACGCCCCAUUCACAUCCAUUCCCGGCCACGGCCGUCACCAGCACUUCGCCAUCGGCGGGCGCGACCGCAUCGCUCACCUCCUGUCCACAUUCCCUGAGGAUGUCGACAACACGGAAAAGUGCAAGCGCAUGAUCGAUCUCUUCCUUGUCAGUGUAUUGCUGGACGCCGGUGCCGGCACCCAGUGGAGCUAUAAGAGCAACGAGAAUGGCCGUAUCUACAGGCGAUCCGAAGGCAUUGCCGUUGCUAGUUUGGAGAUGUUUAAGACCGGUCUGUUUUCUGGUAACAAGAACAACAAGUACCAGGUCGACAAGGAGGGCUUGGCCAGCCUAACCGUCGAGAAGCUCGCCCAGGGAUUGCAGUCUGGACCGGGCAACGAGAUGGCUGGCAUUGAAGGCCGCGCCCAACUCCUUAUUCGGUUGGGCCAGGCUUUGGAGGAGAAGACCGAGUUCUUCGGUGCGGAUGGACGGCCUGGAAACAUGCUCGACCACAUCCUCGACCACCCCUCGACACAGGCGACGAACGGCUUGAUUGUUCCCCUUCCCGUCUUGUGGAACGUCCUCAUGAGCGGCCUUGCUCCUGUCUGGCCACCAUCGAGGACUGCCAUCAAUGGCGUUUCUUUGGGCGACGCUUGGCCCUGCAGCUCCAUGCCUCAGCCGGUGCAGUCGCCAUCUAGCCCGACAUUUUCUCCUUUCCCCAACACCUCUGGCCAGUCCAACGGUGUUGCGCCCUGGGAAAGCAUUCUCCCUUUCCACAAGCUUACCCAGUGGCUUACCUACUCGCUUAUGCAGCCCAUGCAGAGCAUUAUGAAGAUCCAGUUUGCUGGCCAGGAGCUUCUUACUGGUCUUCCCGAGUAUCGCAACGGCGGUCUGUUUAUUGACCUCGGCGUCCUGACAUUGAAGCAGGAGGAUAUGGCGCGCGGCUUGGCGCAUUACACCUCGUACUGCGACCGCACCGGCACCAAGGAGAACGAAGUGGCACCUAUGUUUGAGCCCAGUGACGAUGUCAUUGUGGAGUGGAGAGGCGUCACUGUUGGCUUCCUCGACAAGCUUUGCGUUGAGGUCAACAAGGCCUUGGAGAGGGAGCUGCAGGGCAACGAGCUUACCCUUGCUCAAAUGCUAGAGGCUGGUAGCUGGAAGGGUGGCCGUGAAAUUGCCGAAGUCAGCCGACCAAACACCAAGGAACCGCCUAUCCUUAUUGAUAGUGACGGCACCGUAUUCUAG